UUCAAAGUGUUUUUGGUUAGACCUUCAAAGUUCGAACCCAAAUUCCUCCUCCUAUCCACAGCAGACAUUAUCAAGCACAGAGAAUGAGUCGCUCUCUCCUCUCUCACCUCCUCGCCUUUCCCAACGCCUCUCCUCGCCUCACUUCCUCGUCGCUCUCAUACUCAGCAAUUUCUGGUUCAAUUCUGAACCGGAAUCCUCAAUGCGCCUUCCGCUGCUGUUGUAGCGCCGUCGUUUCGCAGCCUUCCGGUUCCGAAAAUCCGUCAUCGCCGCCCCUUGUGAAGAAGCGAGUUGUCUCUGGAGUCCAGCCAACUGGAGCUUUACAUUUAGGGAAUUAUCUCGGGGCCAUAAAAAACUGGACUUCUCUUCAGGACACCUAUGAAACAUUAUUCUUCAUCGUUGAUCUUCAUGCGAUAACAUUACCUUAUGAAACUCAACAAUUAUCCAAAGCAACAAAGGAUACAGCAGCUAUUUACUUGGCAUGCGGCAUUGAUAUCUCGAAGGCAUCAGUUUUCGUACAGUCUCAUGUUCGUGCACAUGCUGAACUUAUGUGGUUGCUCAGUUCUACCACACCAAUUGGCUGGCUUAAUAAAAUGAUACAGUUUAAGGAGAAAUCACGUAAAUCGGGAGAUGAAAAUGUUGGGGUUGGACUUUUGACGUAUCCUGUUCUCAUGGCUGCUGAUAUUUUAUUGUAUCAGUCAGAUUUUGUACCUGUUGGAGAUGACCAGAAGCAGCAUCUUGAAUUGACAAGACAGCUGGCUGAGCGUGUGAACAAUUUGUAUGGAGGAAGGAAGUGGAAGAAAAUGGGAGGGAGAGGGGGCUCAAUCUUUAAGAUACCUGAGCCACUUAUUCCACCAACUGGAGCUCGAGUGAUGUCUUUGACAGAUGGUCUUUCUAAGAUGUCUAAAUCAGCCCCCUCUGACCAGUCUCGAAUUAACCUGUUGGACCCAAAAGAUGUUAUUGCAAAUAAGAUCAAACGUUGCAAAACCGAUUCAUUUGCAGGGCUGGAAUUUGACAACCCUGACAGACCUGAAUGCAAUAACCUUCUCUGUAUUUAUCAACUCGUAUCAGGCAAAACAAAGGAGGAGGUUACUCAAGAAUGUCAGAAUAUGAGCUGGGGAGCAUUCAAACCAAUUAUAACAGACGCUUUGAUUGCUCAUUUACAACCCAUUCAGGUGCGGUACGAGGAAAUCAUGUCUGAUCCUAAUUAUUUGGAUGGAGUUCUAGCAGAGGGUGCAGCUAAAGCUACAGAUAUAGCAGAUGCUACUCUUAAUAAUGUCUAUCAGGCAAUGGGCUUUCUUCGACGAUGAGUUUAUUUGGUGGUGCAUGCAAUUUUUCUCCAUGCACCCUUUUCCCGAGGUCAUAUACUAUAAAAGCAAUUGUAAAUCAAAUCUACAUGUUUUGAAUAAUUCAUUAGCUUAAUUCUUUUUAUCUUAAAUUAGCUUAUGUUUUAGCUGUUUUAGGAAGGGGAAAUUACACUAGGAACUGGACUGAUCUUCGCCUCUUUGGCCUCCUGUGCACUUCAUUCUUUAUUACUACUCCCUCCAUUCCUUUUUGUUGUACCCAUAAGGAAUGUUGGGGGUAUUUUAAGAAAACUGAAUCUUGGGUUGUAUUGGGAUAUGAGUAA
Messenger RNA from Spinacia oleracea (spinach), 1624 nucleotides. RefSeq names its product tryptophan--tRNA ligase, chloroplastic/mitochondrial. The record is from RefSeq and is a predicted model, not a curated record. Gene Ontology annotation, molecular function: ATP binding; tryptophan-tRNA ligase activity. NCBI's taxonomy places the organism in Eukaryota, Viridiplantae, Streptophyta, Magnoliopsida, Caryophyllales, Amaranthaceae. The coding region runs from base 84 to 1307 and encodes 407 amino acids. Gene Ontology annotation, cellular component: mitochondrion; chloroplast. Gene Ontology annotation, biological process: tryptophanyl-tRNA aminoacylation. The transcript has 15 exons.